AUGGCAAAGUCCUCAAGAAAACUCCGUGUAUACCUAGGAAGACAAUUCCUGCUUCCUUCUGUUAGGCUCCCUUUUCUUUCCUUAAAGAACGAUUACCUGAUUCCCCUCUGUCUGAUUUCCAGAAUGGAACAUGCACGGAUUUAAAAUUAAAUGCUAAAUCAAAUAAAUUCUAUAAUUGGCUGCGGCAGAGGGAGAGAUGGGACACUCCAGUGCCUCAUUUUGCUCUUGAACUGGCACUUGAGUUUUGUUUCUUCCUCCUCCCUGUCCAUUCCCUUUUCCUUUGGAGUUGUGUCUGUUAGAUAGGGUCUGUUGCCUUUGUUCCAAUGUAAGCUUCCUCUGGUAUGUUUUCAGCCACAGAGAAGAAUAAAAUGCUGUAAAUCAUUAACUGAGCGUCAAAGGGCAUUGUGAACAUUCUUUGUCUCACCUUGCCAUACUGCUGGCAGAACAAGGGAAAGGAAGAGACCAGAAGAAGGAAAGACCAGAAGCAGCCAGUGGUUGUAAGUAUGGUACAGGCUGAAUUCUAAGGUGGGUUGGGGGCUAUAAAAGGAGGGGGGUUGUUUCAAAGGUUUAUUUAUUGUUACUCAGAACCUCCAAGUCCCAUAGAACUCUUUGGUUCAUAAAAGCCCUCAUGUUUUACACUUAUUCUUUGGGGGGUCCUGAUGCAAAUUCUCAGGCUCUUGGAAUGUAACAGGACCAUAAGUUAAUGCAUAUUUUUGCUGUGUUUGUGGCUUUGGGGAAAUAGCCAUUUAAACUCUGAUUCCAUAGCCAUAGUGUGAGAGUUAGUCCACAAGCAAUUACAUGUGUAUUUACAAGCAAUUACAAGUGGAAAUAUUCCUACCCGGUCCCAACAAAAUGGCGGCCAACAUUUAUCCAUAGCAAGGUCAUGCAUACAAAAGUUUGAAAAGAGAGUGGGUGGGUUGGGAGACCUGGCGAGGAGGCGAGAGAAGAAAGCCCCUGGCCGCGAAGCAGUUUAAAACACCUGCGGUCACGUCCCCCACCGGCAUAGAUUGACCGAGCAGGGGUGACGCAGCUGGGGCAGGCGCAGAAGGGGGUCUUAAUCCUAUGCCCACGAGCCGGGUCAUUGCAAGGGCCCAGGUGCUCAGCCACAACGCUGCCCAAUGCGAUGGGUGAGGGGUCCUACUUGAAGGUCCCAAAGGAUGUGGUAUCAAAACUCACUCUCUCAUAUAUCUUGAUAAAUAUGUUCUAAUGAGUAAUAAUAAUGUGUUUGUGAGAGGGGGUUACUGCUUUGUUUUUGCUUUAUUGUGUAUUUUGUAUUUUUGUGCGGCGAACCACACUGUUAUCUUUGGCUGUAUACAAAUUUAAUUAAUGAUGGUGAUGGUGAUGAUAACAUCUUUACAGUUUUUCAGUGUCAUCAAUGACUUCUUUCACAUACAAGGGAAUCAGUUUACCUGUAGUGGACUACUACUCAGAGGAAACGCUCCGCUAUGUUGAAAAUGAAUUCCAAAUGUUGGAUGAUGAUAUAGUGAGUGUCACUUACCCCAAGUCAGGUUAGUGGUGCACUUAGGUAAUUUUAAACUUGGAGUAAACGGUGUUUCAAAGAUUAUGAUGUCCUAUUUCAGAAACAUUAAACAAUAAAAUAGCUAAUCUCUCCCUGCAUCCAUUUUUGAUGCUUCAUAUCUCCUACGGUCUUUGUAUGUUAAGACACACCUUUUUCUUUUUCUUUUUGACAAGUCGGAUCAAGAAAUUAAAGUUUCACUUAAAGCCAAUUAUUAUGGUUCUGUCAUGUCUAAAGGCUGUGUGUAACAUUCCACUCUACCAGGAGCGCCAUGCAACUGACAAAUGCAUCUUAAACUCGUGAUUCAAAACACUGGAAAGCUAAGCGGGUGGCUUGCAUCAUAGAUUUUUGUUUUUCUAGAUACACAGCCCUUGGAAAUGGGGACUCUAUUAACACCACCAUGCUAAACCUCCUUACUCGGAGGUACCUCAACAAUUAAGGUAUAGCUGACCUAUAAAAAGAUCAGGAAGAUACACUCUUGCUUAAGAGAAAGAUGCUUAAGGAAAACAGGUCCAAGAAUUUCAGAUAGUCCAUCCAAAACUUCUACAGCUAACUUUAAUCAAUAAUUUCGUUUCCCAUUUUCUCUCACCUCAUCCCCCCGCACCCCCCUCAGUAUAAAGCUGUUUUGGAUUCCUGAUUAAGCAGACAAUGUUCUUAUCACUGAAUGCAGCAAAAUCAGGUGGUAUUCUCCUUUAAAUUGAGGGCCACCUAAAGAAUCUGAGGCUUAAUUAUGCCCUCUUGCGGAAUAUCUGUUCUUCAAUACUGGAAUAGCUGGAUCACAUGUUUGCCCAAGUAUAAAGCUGUUCUGCUAUAUUUUAACAGGAAGAUUCUAGAGAUGUGCCUCCUGCAGGUGUGAGCAACAAGUCAUCCAUGAAUGCUGACUGUAUAUAGAAAGCUAAGUAAUAUGUCUGCUAUAGAUUAGUCACACUGCUAAUAUCCUCACUGGCUACACCCUCAUCAAAAUAGUUCAUUCAGUUUGGUUCACCAUGUUAAACUAGACAUGAAUUUUUGGAAUCUUGCUGCGUAGGAGGGUGCUGAGUAACUUGCUGUUCACAAAAAAUCAUUCCAAUUUUUUCUGAUCCUUUCAAUUGAUUUUGCAUGGGGCAUACUGGUUCUAUUGAGCCAUGGAAGGGGAGAUGGAACAAGAUAAAGGAAAUGUGUUUAUUGCAGAAUCAAGAGGGGUUGAGAAGACUACCUAAUAUUCCUCUAGGUACCCAUUGGAUGCAGGAGAUCCUGGGCUUAAUUUGGCGUGAUGGGGACCCCUCCUGGGUUCAGAGUUUACCAGCGUGGGAACGGAUAGCUUGGAUUGACAGUAUUCCGGGCCUACAGCUUGCCUUGAAAUAUCCUGCACCCAGGCUCCUGGGAUCUCACCUGCCAUUCCACAUUUUCCCCAAGUCCUUCCUGCACUCCAAGUCCAAGGUAAUAGAGGAACAAUUGACACAUCAAACCUUCUUUUGGCUCUGUUAGGCAGAAUGACCUGCUCAGUGUUUCAAACACUCCACCUAUGGCCCUAGUCAAGACAAGUAUCUAACCCAAAAAGGGUGGGAAGAUAACCCCUGCCCAAAUCAAGGAUGGAGGAAGACAAUUUGCUGCCUCAGGUGUGGCAGAAAACACACAUUACCAAACACUAAUUCCUACUAGCUUCUGGGGGUAUAAGGAUGGUAUACAAAUUUAAUAAACAAAGAAAGAAACAAAUAAAACAACAGUAAAUUAAACAACAAAGACUUUGCUUCCUUUUCAUGAGACCCACCUAAGCUGCCUUGGUCUGUCUCUAGUUAGGGCUGCUUCUGUUGCCUUCCCUAAAUAUGUCCCCUCCCUCUCUUCCAGGUUAUCUAUACCGUGCGUAAUCCCAAAGAUGUGAUGAUCUCAUACUAUCAUUUCAGCAAGGGCUUAAAAAUAGUGGAGGACCCUGGAACUUUGGAAGAGUACAUGGAGGAGUUCCUGAGUGGGAGUGGUAGGGAAAGAGGGAAAUCAGCCUCUCUCAUUUGUUCUACCUCACUGUUCACUAUGUUAUCAAGGCUCUUUCCUGCCCUUUCCUCUCAUUUCCUUUCAUUGUAUCAGAGAAGUACAAUUUCCAGUGAGAUAGGUGGGGAGGGGGUAGGAUGGGAAAAGGUCUCUCAGUACUCACCUCAUUUUCUUUUAAAAAGUAAUGAAUGUCAUUAAAAGGGGAAUUGGAAUGGCUGCAAAAUGUAGGGAGAGGAUAUUAUGAAUCCCUGGCUCUAGUGUCGUAUACAAUAUUAGAUCUCUUGUCUAUGUAAAUAGAAUCAUUAGACAACCCAGUCGCUAGGUGGUACUAGGCUUAGUUGUAUCUGGGUGUUAUUGAAAGUUCCCUGCUUCUGUAAAUAGGUGCCACUGUGGUGGGAAGGUAAACGGUGUUUCCGUGUACUCUGGCUUCUGUUAUGGUGUCCUGUUACACCAGAAGUGGUUUAGUCAUGCUAGCUGCAUGACCCAGAAAGCUGUCCGUGGACAAACGCCAGCUCCCUCAGCCUGAAGCAAGAUAAGUGCCACACCCCAUAGUUGCCUUUGACUGGACUUAACUGUUACCUACCUUUUACCCGAUUGGGUGAAUAAAGGCCUUUUGUAGGUUCCUGACUGGUGUAUCCUUUAUGUCUUUCCUCUCGCCUCUGAAACUGUUUACUUUGCUCUUUACACUUUGCUCUUCAAGUGUCUUAUGGUUCCUGGUUUGAGCAUGUGAAAAGCUGGAUGGAGAUGAAGGACAAAUCCAACUUCUUCAUCAUCACCUAUGAAGAACUACAGCAGGUAUUGGCCCAACCUUGACAAUAUUCACACUUCCAGGUUGUGUCUCCAACUUUAUGUCAUGUGACAUAUUAUUUUGCCAUUUUAUUUUAUUUUUUGUUCUGAAAAAGUCUUCCACAAUUGGCAAGGUGAUUCUGAGUUAGAGAGGUACAAAUUCCCAAGUAAUUCUCACCUUUAUCUGGUGCUUUCUGUCCAGUUGCAGUUGCUUGGUUCUGCAUAAGUCUAUGCUCUGUUUCAUUGUUUGCUGAUUCAGAAAUAUAUGCAUUUUUAACACACACUACCAUCGCAGCUGUCUACAGAUAUUUACAAAUCAGUUCAUCUUCCCUGCAUGUUCCCUUUCAAAAUUAAUGAAACAGGUAGCCCUCUUAGCUAAGAGCCUUGGGACACCUUAGAGACAAAGCUCAUGGUGUGACUAAUGGCCCAUCACAAAUCCACCUGUCACUGCAAACCUAAACAUGCCCUUUCAGAAGUAAGUCCUAUUGAAUUCAGUGGGGCUCACGACCAGGUAAGUGGAAUUAGGAUUGAAGCAAUUCUUGCUACCUUGAUUUCACAAUUCAUUAUAAAGUUUCUAUCCUGUCUUGUUUCUCUCACGUCAGGAGAGGCAGUUUAGUUAUGCUGUAAGUGCAGAAAACUUGGGGGGUGGUGGGUAUGUAAAAGAUUUUUAAAUUUAAUUUCACUAUUGAAAGAAACAUUUAAGGUGGUAAGAACGGGCAGUCAAAUCCAAAUGGUUCUCCACUCUUAAAAAAACAACCUGUGGAGCAGUGAUAACACGAGCAAUUUUCAGAAGAGAUUAUUUAUUUCCUCGUGAAAAGAACAAUAAUGAUUGAUGUGUUCCUUUGGUCUUUAAAAUGUUAUAGGGAAAAAAAUCACGAUAGGGUUUCAUCCUUAAUCUGCCCCCUAAAACCAUAUACCUGUGGAUGAGUAUCUCUGAAUUCUGUGGGAUUUACUUCUGAGUAGACAUGGUUAGGAUUGCAGCAUAAUCCUUUAAACACAUAAUAACACUUCCGAAGAGGCACCUUUAUGCAUCAGUUAAUAUAUUAGCAACAUACUUCAAAGAAAUUUAUGUAUCUAUUUAUAUACAAAGUAUGUGUGUUAAAAAAGGAAAGUGUCCUUUGCAGAGAACUAAGGGACGCGGGUGGCGCUGUGGGUAAAUCCUCAGCGCCUAGGACUUGCCGAUCGUAUGGUCGGCGGUUCGAAUCCCCGCGGCGGGGUGAGCUCCCUUCGUUCGGUCCCAGCUUCUGCCCACCUAGCAGUUCGAAAGCACCCUUAAGUGCAAGUAGAUAAAUAGGUACCGCUUUAUAGCGGGAAGGUAAACGGCGUUUCCGUGUGCUGCUCAGGUGCCGGUUCGCCGGAGCAGCGUCGUCACGCUGGCCGCGUGACCCGGAAGUGUCUCCAGACAGCGCUGGCCCCCGGCCUCUAGAGUGAGAUGAGCGCACAACCCUAGAGUCUGUCAAGACUGGCCCGUACGGGCAGGGGUACCUUUACCUUUACCUUUAAGGUGAAUAGUGCUCACAGCAAGUCUGUGCUACAGAGGGGGUUUGAAUGAGCAGAUGGAAUGAAACAGUUUGAUAGUCCAUUUUCAAUUGAUUUCUCCAACAUUUCUAUUUUGAGUUCAGAGUUUCUUUCUUCUUCUCCAAUAUAUUUAAAAUAAAAUAAAAAUGACUUAAGGCCAAAGAGCCUGAUAUUACAUGCGCGGUGGCAUUCCUUUGUUCUACAACAGACCAGGUGUAGCCUACAAUCUGCUGUUCUGUACUUAAUUCAACAUCUUCGAAUUCAGAGCUGUCUCCAGUAUUCCCUGGGUCCUGUACCGAAUUUGAGGUAGCCUUGAAUCAUUCUUGCUAAAUGCUCCCUGCAAGAAUGGCCUCUGUAUUCUUCUUUCUCAAAGGGCAGAUCUCCCUGUGGCAGUGUCAAUAUGAGAAUUCAGUCAUUUGCUUUUUCCUUCUGCAGGACUUACUAGGAAGUGUGAAGAGGAUUUGUCAUUUUAUUGGUAAAGAGCUGAACAGUCAGCAAAUCGACUCUGUGGUGGAAAAUGCCUCCUUCCACAAGAUGAAGGACAACAACAUGUCCAACUUUACUCAAUUUCCAGAUACCUAUUUUGAUCACACAAAAGGAAAGCUCAUGAGGAAAGGUAACAAAAUACCCUGUGAUAAACAAAGGCCGUGGCUUGUGCAACCUAUGAAAAGUGUGUGUGUGUGUCUGUGUGUAAGAGAGAGAGAGAGAGAGAGAGAGAGAGAGAGAGAGAGAGAGUAGUGGUGGGGAAGAAAUUUGAUUCAGUUCACAUUGAGUAAGCCUACUCAUCUCACACUUUCCUGUACUGAAACUCAACAGUUCUUUGAAAUUCACACUUCUCUGAAAUUUGUGUGCUAUUUUCUGCACAACUGAUCAGUGCAAAAAUGAAACUGCUAACAUAAUGUAGGCUGGCUUCACCCUCCCAAGGCUGGAUACCUGGAGGUCUCCGCCUACCUCAGCCAAUCGCCCAACCCCGCCUGAGGAGGCGUUGCCAGGGGGUUGGCCAGGUAAGGGGAGAGACCGCCCUGCCCACACAACAGAAGGUGAAUCUUACAUGCGAAACAUCAGUUAUUUAAGAUUUGAAAAAAGAGAGAAAAGGAGAAAAACUAAAAUUGACAGAUUUGCCCAUUCUUACUUGUGAAGCUUUAGGAAAAUGCAGCUAAGUAAGUCUAAGCCAUCAACAUGGAAGCAUAACUACUCCUGGGGCACCAGUUGAGGGAGGGCCUGGGAAGAACAGCCAGGGAGCAGGUCCUGCUAUUCCUAAAAAAAGCCACCUGAGGCAGCUGCCUUGCUUCAUCCAGUGGAAGGGCAAGUCCUGAGCAAGAUGAAAUGGGGUCCUGAUUUUAGUUGAAGUAAUUUUAGUGGAUCUUUUUUGUGGUUACCAAGUGGUUUCACAGCCUCUUGUGUUGUUCCAGGUAUCUGUGGGGACUGGAAGAACCACCUGACUGUGGCACAGAAUGAACACUUUGACCGUGUUUAUCGUGAGAAUAUGCAGGGUCUGCGCAUGACAUUUCCAUGGGAUUGA
Podarcis lilfordi (Lilford's wall lizard) is the source of this 7307-nucleotide messenger RNA. The record is from the annotation of a GenBank genome assembly. NCBI's taxonomy places the organism in Eukaryota, Metazoa, Chordata, Lepidosauria, Squamata, Lacertidae.